AUGACCGAACGCGUUCUCCGACUCAGCGUCUACCAUUGCUUCAACCCUGACAAGCCUGAGGCAGAGGUGCACGAGUUCGUGACCAACGACCACGCGGUGAAGGCAGCCAAAAUUCAUCAGAAACAUGGACUACUCGGCUACACGUUGUACUUCGCGCCUCAAAGUGCACAGAAGGUCCUGUCGGACUGGAAGAGGGUUGGCAGACGGAACUGGGAGCUGGACACCUACGAUGCCUGCGUAGAGUUCUACUUCACGGACUUUGCGGUUAUGGGAGCUAUUGCGCAAGACCCGGACUUUGGCAAGUUGCAAGAGGCUGAACUGCCCUUCUUGGACGCCAGCCGUCCGCCCCGAGCCCACCUGGGAUGGGUCCAGGCCUACAUCCACGAUGGUCAGAUCAUCAAUGUCGAGGGGAGCAAGUCCGUCUUUCCUCCCUUUACCGAACUGUCCCAGAUCGUCUUCCCCGGGGUGUCUGAUGGGAAAUAA
Molecule: messenger RNA, 483 nt
Organism: Aspergillus niger
Lineage: Eukaryota; Fungi; Ascomycota; Eurotiomycetes; Eurotiales; Aspergillaceae
Exons: 2
Coding region: 1-483 (160 amino acids)
Molecular function (GO): oxidoreductase activity
Source: RefSeq, a predicted model, not a curated record